Molecule: messenger RNA, 8762 nt
Organism: Pezoporus flaviventris
Lineage: Eukaryota; Metazoa; Chordata; Aves; Psittaciformes; Psittacidae
Gene: UNC13C
Product: unc-13 homolog C
Exons: 33
Coding region: 1016-7657 (2213 amino acids)
Biological process (GO): synaptic vesicle priming; dense core granule priming; neuromuscular junction development
Cellular component (GO): plasma membrane; presynaptic active zone cytoplasmic component; synaptic vesicle membrane
Molecular function (GO): phospholipid binding; syntaxin-1 binding; diacylglycerol binding
Source: RefSeq, a predicted model, not a curated record
CUGCUGAAAGAAAUAGCUAUACAAUUGUUCCUCUGGGUCAUGUCAGACUGAUACAUAAAAGGUUAGAUGAAACAUGGCCCUACCGAGCAAGAGAUACUGUCUCACAGUGUUAUCCUUCUGGCCACUGAUGCACCUGCUAGCACUCACGAUGCACUGCAUGUGUUGUUUCUGUGAGCAAGGUUUCUCAGUAAGCCUAUUUUACUCCAUCAGUGAAGCAGAGGGGCUGCCUUCCACGCAGAAGGGCUGUGGCUAUUGCAGUGACUACCGCAUUCAGAAGCGGCAGGAGAAAACAGCAACGGGUGAAGUUACCAGCACCUAAAACAGCAGGAUGAUUACUGUUCUCUCAUGCUGAUGUUGUAUUUGAGCUGGAGUAGGAUACUGACUGUCGUUUUGCUAUUGUAGAUGAGAAAUAAAGCAGAGCUGUAGAAUGAAUUAGUAGCUAACACCAUGAUUACUCUUAGCUGAUAGCACAAGUUGUAGGAGGGGCAAGAAAAAGCAGAAAAGGGAAGAAAAAAAAAAGAAACCUUUCAUGCUGCCUAGGGAAUACGGUGGAAUUUAGAACAGACACUGUUGCGGACUGACAGCAUGCCUGAUUGCACUUGAGUUGAAUCACUGCGAGGCAGACUCAUGUUUGUAUUGUACCGUUUUAAAGCUGAAGGAGGAACAACAGAAUAGUAAUGGAGUUGUGUACAGUUUUUUCUGCGUAAAUGGAAAAUACUAUGAAGAUGGUGGUAUGUAAUUUGUAUUUUAUUUUUAAGAAGGAUUUAAUCCAGACACUUCAAGAACCCAUGUGCGACAGAGUGAGAUUUCGCAAGAUGUACAAACCCCCUCCAGGAUUUGGUUUCAAACAAGCAGAUUUUUAAUUUUUUUUUUUCUGUCAAAUGAUGCCAGAGCAUCAGAGCACUUUAUAGUCUCUGUGGAUGAAAUAUUUCCUGAUGAUCCUGUUGGAGAUACAAACACUUGUCUGGAUCAAAAAUUGUGGUUUAUGGAAGCAGCCUAAUACAAAUUACACUCCAUGGUUUCUGCUCUCUUAAAAAACCUGAUCUCGUCUUACAUAUAUAAGCUUUGCAAAGGAAUGUUUACAAAGAAAUCGGGAAAUAGUACAAAAAGGAAAGAGAGUUGUCAAAGCAAAAAGGAACAAGACUUAACUCAGAUUGGGCAAACAAAGAAUCCAAAAUUUUCAAAUACUUUAAAGAGCACUGUGAAAAAGAUUGCCAAGUGUCCAUCUGCUCGCAACUUGUCAACUGAAGAAGAGGAAAGUAAUAGAGAAUUUUCACUUUCUCCAACAUUCAGUUACAGAGUUGCUAUUGCUAAUGGACUGCAAAAGCAUAUUUUUGUAAGAAACAGUAAUAGUGAAGAUAUAGUUCAAGAUCUGUCUUCAAAUGAUAGUUCAUAUUCUGAGUCACUAAGUGAAGGAAAAAGUAGCAGCAAGAAAAACGAAUACUUAUCACACACAAUGCCUGUGAGACGCAACAGAAAAAGCUUAAGCAGCCUGGCACCAUCUGAUGGAAGUUCAGAUGGAGAGCGCACUUUACACACACUGAAGCUGGGAGCUUUACGAAAACUGAGGAAAUGGAAGAAGAGUCAAGAAUGUGUCUCAUCUGACUCAGAAUUAAGUACAUGGAAGAAAACAUGGGGUUUAAGAAGUAAAUCUCUAGACAGAACUGGCCGUCACCAGAAAUCAAAUACUUUUGAACCUGGCUUUAGUUCAACAAGCUGUAUUAGCCAAACCCAUGAUGUUAUGGAAAUGAUCUUUAAAGAGCUUCAGGGAAUAAGUCAAAUUGAAACAGAACUGUCUGAAUUAAGAGGGCAUGUUAAUGCUCUGAAACAAUCAAUUGAUGAAAUUUCAAGUAGUGUAGAAGUUGUACAAAAUGAAAUUGAACAAUUGCGAACUGGAUUUGUACAGUCCAGAAGAGAAACUCGGGACAUACAUGAUUACAUUAAGCAGGUGGGCCAUCCAGGAAACAAAGCAAGUCUUAGGUUUCUAAAUGUGCCUGAAGAGAGGCUUGAAAAAACUGAAAGCAUAGUUUACAGAAUAUUAGUAGGUAAAAUGGGGUUCUCAGAGGCACAAAGCGCUAUUAAAAUUGAGUUUGCCCAAAGACUGGGGCAACAAAGGGACUGUCCAAAUGCAAAGCCAAGACCCAUUCUUGUUUACUUUGAGUCCUCACAACAAAGAGAUUUGAUUUUAAAAAAGUCAUAUAAACUUAAAGGAACUGGCAUUGGAAUUUCUACAGACAUAUUUUCCCAUGACAUAAAAGACAGAAAGGAAAGAGGAUUACCUUCCUCUCAGACAUAUGAGAGCAUGGAUAUGAAACUUCUAACUGUGGAUACAAAAACUAAAAUGCAUGACUGGGAGUCACCUGACAGUGAUAAAGACUUGGAAUCAGAUAUAAAUAAGAACAGUUAUGCAAGGAUAUCCAAAUCCGCAUUUCAAAUAAAAACGAGCACUACAAAGGGGAGUAUUGAGUCCCCAGAUACUAAAGACCUUAAUAGAACGGUUGACAAUAACACCUUUUCAAACAGAAGAAAUUAUGACAGUCAGUCACCAGAAUUUGACAACAUGGAAAAAGAGUCAAAGACCUAUUAUUCAGACAUGACUCCUCUAUGGCAUUUACACAAUGAUUUUGCGACACCAAAACUUAGCCGUUCAGAGUCAGAUUUCUCAAAAUUGUGUCAGUCUUACUCUGAGGAUUUUUCAGAAAAUCAGUAUUUUAGCAGAACAAAUGGCAGUUCAUUAUUGUCUUCCUCUGAUCGAGAACUCUGGCAGAGAAGGCAAGAUGAUUCUACAAACUGGUAUGGCAGUUCUCAGGAGCAGACUUUUGUCCAAGAUAUGCAACAGUAUCCAGACCAAAAUGAGGUGGGAAAUGUAGAAACUGUUGACAGUGGUCUAAGCAAUGGAAUAUGUGCAACGGGAGACAGAAGCCACUAUAGUGAUUCUCAGCUUGCUUUACAUGAUGAUCUUUCCCCAUGGAAAGACUGGAAUCAGUUGGAACAAGGGGCAAAUUUGGGCCUAGACUCAUCUGCACAGGAAGUUUUUGUGUAUGAUAUGAGCAGCCCUUCAGAUCAACAGACAGAUUUUGGAAAGUGCCAAAAUUCUGACCUCCAGUAUGAUACUGAAAGCUAUGAUUUUACUCUUGAUGGUACUUCUCCAUCAUGUCCAGGCCUUGACAGCGAAUCACAAAGUCAGUGGACUGCUCAAUAUGAUGAUUAUCAGGAAACAAAUUCCAUCUCGUCUUAUCAGAAUCAAAACAGAUUGCCUAUGAUGUACCGAAGUCAGAGUGAACUACAAAGUGAUGACUCGGAAGGAACAGCUCCUAAAUCAUGGCAUAGCCGAUUAAGCAUAGAUCUUUCUGAUAAGACUUUCAGCUUUCCUAAAUUUGGAUCUACACUUCAGCGAGCUAAGUCAGCUUUAGAAGUAGUCUGGAAUAAAAGUACACAAAGUUUAAGUGGGUAUGAAGACAGUGGAUCAUCUUUCAUGGGAAGGUUUAGAACUUUAUCUCAAUCUACUGCAAAUGAAUCGAGUACAACACUCGACUCUGAUGUUUAUGCUGAGCCUUAUUGUUACAAAGCAGGGUAUGGGGAAGACUUAAUUGAACCACCUGGUGAGAAUGAAACAGACUAUGUAGAAGUAAUGGAACAAGUCCUUGCUAAACUAGAAAAUAGAACUAACAGUAGUGAAACUAGUGAGCAGGUCCAAGAAUAUGAACCGGAGCAGCCUUCAUAUGAUACGCCAUAUGUAGUACUACCAGGGGAGCAAUAUGACACACUGUUUGAGAGUGUGGUCAGUGAAGAGAUAUUGGAAGUUGAAAAUGACAUGGCUGCUGACAUAGAAGUACGGGAAGAUGAAAAUCAGAAUGUCCCAGAGAUAGUUACUGAAGUGCCAAAGAAAAAAAGGAUACGACCAUCAUUUAAGGAAGCAGCUUUAAAAGCAUACAAGAAACAAAUGAGUGAUUUGGAAGAGAAGAUCCUUGCUGGAGAUAGCGUUUCUGUGGAUGAAAAGGCUCGGAUAGUAAGUGGAAGUUCCUUGGAUACUUCCAAGCUUUAUGCAGUCCAGGCAUUUAGUGGUGUUGGCCGUGGGCUGUAUGGAAUUGAUAGCAUGCCAGACCUACGCAGAAAGAAAUCUUUUCCCAUUGUUCGUGAUGUGACCCUUGCAGCUCGAAAAUCUGGCAUUUCCAUGGCAAUGCUCAUCCGGACCUCCAUAGACAAUGAUGAAAUGAAAAUACAUGUCUUCAAGAAGACGCUGCAGGCUUUGAUCUAUCCAAUAUCAUCAACUACACCUCAUAACUUUGAAGUCUGGACAGCUACAACUCCCACAUAUUGUUAUGAAUGUGAAGGUCUACUUUGGGGCAUAGCCAGGCAAGGCAUGAGAUGUACUGAAUGUGGUGUCAAAUGCCAUGAGAAGUGCCAAGACCUCCUAAAUGCUGACUGCCUGCAGAGAGCUGCUGAGAAGAGUUCCAAACAUGGUGCAGAAGAUAAAACACAGAACAUUAUCAGUGCUAUGAAGGAAAGAAUGAAGAUCAGAGAAAAGAAUAGACCAGAGGUGUUUGAAGUGAUCCAGGAGAUGUUUAAUAUUUCCAAAGAAGACUUUGUGCAAUAUACAAAAGCAGCAAAACAAAGUGUUUUGGAUGGCACGUCCAAGUGGUCAGCAAAAAUAACAAUCACAGUUCUUUGUGCUCAGGGCUUACAGGCUAAGGACAAAACUGGCUCAAGUGACCCAUAUGUUACUGUGCAAGUUGGCAAAACCAAGCGGAGAACAAAGACUAUCUUUGGAAACUUGAAUCCAGUAUGGGAUGAAAAAUUCUACUUUGAAUGCCAUAAUUCUACAGAUAGAAUCAAAGUGAGAGUAUGGGAUGAAGAUGAUGACAUAAAAUCUAGAGUAAAACAACAUUUCAAAAAGGAAUCAGACGACUUCCUCGGGCAAACAAUCAUUGAAGUAAGAACACUGAGUGGAGAAAUGGAUGUGUGGUAUAAUUUAGAAAAGCGAACAGAUAAAUCAGCUGUCUCUGGUGCCAUUAGAUUGAAAAUCAAUGUUGAAAUAGAAGGAGAGGAGAAAGUUGCUCCCUACCAUGUGCAGUACACCUGCCUACAUGAGAAUUUAUUCCAUUACUUGACGGAAGUUAAAUCUAAUGGUGUUGUAAAAAUCCCUGAAGUGAGAGGUGAUGAAGCCUGGAAGGUGUACUUUGAUGAUGCUGCACAAGAAAUUGUAGAUGAAUUUGCAAUGCGCUAUGGAAUUGAAUAUAUUUAUCAAGCUAUGACGCACUUUUCCUGUCUGUCUUCUAAAUAUAUGUGCCCUGGUGUUCCAGCAGUUAUGAGUACACUGCUGGCCAAUAUAAAUGCGUUUUAUGCUCAUACUACAGCAGCAACUAAUGUAUCUGCCUCAGAUCGGUUUGCUGCUACUAACUUUGGGAGGGAAAAGUUCAUAAAACUGCUGGAUCAAUUGCACAAUUCUCUGAGGAUUGAUUUGUCUAAAUACAGGGAUAAUUUUCCUGCCAGCAAUUCUGAAAGACUCCAAGAUCUGAAAUCAACUGUGGACCUACUUACAAGCAUUACUUUUUUUCGAAUGAAGGUACUUGAAUUGCAGAGUCCACCUCGAGCCAGUACUGUGGUGAAGGAUUGUGUAAGAGCCUGCCUGGACUCAACUUAUAAAUACAUUUUUGACAAUUGCUAUGAUCUGUACUCCCAGUUAGUGGAUCAGGGUAAGAAGCAAGAAGUUCCUAAAGAAGAACAGGGACCAACAACAAAGAAUUUGGAUUUCUGGGUGCAGCUUAUUACUCUGAUGAUCACCAUCAUAGAUGAAGAUAAAACAGCAUAUACACCUGUCCUGAACCAGUUCCCUCAAGAGCUGAACAUGGGAAAAAUCAGUGCUGAAAUCAUGUGGACUCUGUUUGCCCAGGACAUGAAAUAUGCUCUGGAAGAACAUGAAAAGCAGUGGUUAUGCAAAAGCACGGAUUAUAUGAAUUUGCACUUCAAAGUGAAAUGGUUUUAUAACGAAUAUGUGCGAGAACUCUCUGCUUUCAAGGAUGCGGUGCCUGAAUACUCUCUGUGGUUUGAACCAUUUGUCAUUCAGUGGCUGGAUGAAAAUGAGGAUGUCUCAAUGGAAUUUCUUCAUGGAGCACUAGAAAGAGACAAAAAGGACGGGUUUCAGCAAACAUCAGAUCAUGCCCUCUUCUCUUGUUCCGUGGUUGAUGUCUUCACACAGCUCAAUCAAAGUUUUGAGAUUAUUAGGAAACUGGAGUGUCCUAAUCCAGAAACACUAUCUCACUUAAUGAGAAGAUUUGCAAAGACUAUCAACAAAGUGCUCCUUCAGUAUGCUGCAAUUAUUUCAAGUUACUUCAGCUCAUAUUGUGAUAAAGAAAAUGUGCCCUGUAUCUUGAUGAACAACAUUCAGCAGUUAAGAGUCCAGCUUGAGAAAAUGUUUGAGUCCAUGGGAGGAAAGGAGAAGAAAGAAGGAGAGAGAUUCUCUUAUGAGUUGGAUCCUGAAGCUAGUGUUCUUCUAAAAGAACUUCAGGUGAAACUUAGCAACGUGUUGGAUGAACUCAGUGUAACAUACGCUGCAAGUUUCCAAUUGAUUAUUGAAGAUUGCAUAAGACAAAUGAGCAACGAAUUGAAUCAAAUGAGAGGAAAUGGGAAUGCAGCAGCCAACAAGAACAGUGCAGCCAUUGAUGCUGAGAUUGUGCUUCGGCCUCUCAUGGAUUUCCUGGACAAAACUUUAAGUGUCUCUGCGAAAAUCUGUGAGAAGACAGUUCUGAAACGGGUUUUAAAGGAGCUCUGGAAGUUAGUCUUGAACAAAAUAGAAAAACAAAUUGUGCUUCCACCACUGACGGACCAAACUGGGCCCCAGAUGAUAUUCAGUGCAGCCAAAGAUCUUGGACAACUGUCAAAACUCAAGGACCAUGUGAUUCGAGAGGAAGCCAGAAGCCUGACCCUGAGGCAGUGUGCAAUAAUGGAAGUGGCGCUAGCAACUAUAAAGCAAUACUUCCAUGCUGGAGGCAGUGGGCUGAAAAAGAAUUUCCUGGAAAAGAGCCCAGACCUACAGUCCUUGAAAUAUGCUUUGAGCCUUUACACACAAACUACUGAUGCCUUGAUAAAGAAGUUUAUAGACACUCAGACAUCUCAAAGUCAAACCAAUAAUAAUUCAGUGGGUGAGAUAUCUAUACAGGUGGAUAUCUCUACACAUCCUGGAACUGGUGAGCAUAAAGUCACUGUAAAAGUUGUGGCAAUUAAUAAUCUAAACUGGCAAACAACAGCUAUGUUCCGACCAUUUGUGGAAGUUUGCAUAUUGGGUCCUAACCUAAGUGACAAGAAAAGAAAACAUGGAACCAAGACAAAGAGCAACACUUGGUCUCCAAAAUACAACGAAACUUUCCAAUUCAUUCUGAGUAAUGAAGAUAAGCCAGGAGCCUACGAACUUCACCUCUCAGUGAAAGAUUACUGCUUUGCUCGGGAAGAUCGCAUUAUAGGAAUGACAGUUAUUCAGCUGCAAAACGUAGCAGAGAAAGGUAGCUGCGCAUCUUGGUACCCUUUGUUGAGAAACAUCUCUGUAGAUGAAACUGGGCUAACAAUUCUUAGAAUACUUUCUCAGAGGACCAAUGAUGAAGUUGCUAAAGAAUUUGUAAGACUUAAAUCAGAAACAAGAUCUCCUGAAGAAACAGCCUAAAAUACCCAAGUAAUGCAAGACUGUCGCCGCCAAGAGCAUAGAUACAAUGCUGUUGUCAGAAUAGUGCAUGCAUGAGCAAUUCUGUGAGAAUGUUUAACUAUGUUUUCAGUGUUUGCCAGUACUCAUGUACUAUAUUUACAAGAUAUAUCAAAGAGCUGUAUGUCUUUUGUACAUAUUUUGGUCUUUGGUAAAGUAUUUGUUCCAAUGAAGUGCCAAAACUAAGAUUAAGGGUAAAACAUUUCAUCAUAUGUUUUUAAAUGUUGAUUUCACCUCAUGACAAUUCCUUUAUUUUUUAAACAUUUAUUAAUUAAUAAAUAAUUAGCUUUUUUUAAUUGAUUAAUAGGUUGUUAAACUACUGUGUUGCUUAUUCUAAAUUAAGUUACCUCCCUUACUAUUAUUUAAAAUAGACGUACCUUUCUUCAGACCAUCAUUUUAUGCAAGCCUCAUUUUAAGUCUUACUGAUAACUUUUUCUAUCAAUCAAUCAUUACUACAGAUGCAGUUACUUAUAGAAAGUGUUUGUAAUUUUAUAAUUGCCAAUAUAAAGUAAUGACUUUUGCAUAAAAACUGAAAAAGGAUGGAAAUAUUUUAUGCUAAUCUUUUUCCAACCUUUCAUAAAUAUCACUGUGAAGAAAUGCUGUUAAAGCAAGUUCUCAAGAAGCUGUGUUUAUCAGAGUUUGUUACUGAUGUUUGAUAUCUUGAGAUAACUUUGUUCUUUAAAACUGCCAAGGUAAUAUCAUAUUUGUAUUAAAAGAGUAAGUCAGUAUCCGUAGAGAAAGACUGCUAUACAGUACAUGUGCUUUUAAAAAAUCAUUUUUUAAAUGAUUUGGUACUGUACAAGGGUUAGAAGUUUGGAAUUUGUAAUGCUGGUUUGUGGUUUGUUUCUAGAAAUUGUUGUGAAAAGAAAAGAUGCUGUUAGCAUUUUCACUCAGAGUUAGUGAUGUUGCUGUAUAUACUUAGCUGUAACAUCAGGUACGUGCUUUUUUUUUUUUAGAAAGGUUAAACAGUUUGUACUUACGCAGCAUUACUCUGUAUUGCACUAAAGCAAACUCUGUGUCCUGUAAAUAUACUUAGUGAGAAAUUGUAAAAUAAAGUAUGAAGAAACUG